AUGGCGGAGAUCCGCAGUUUCACUGCGCGACCAUUGUCGAAGCAGGCCCGCAGUGAUCUGAAAGAUGCAUUCCGCGUCUAUUUCUCGUCGUCCUCGUUGGCAGCACUCAAACUGCGCUCGGGAGACAUCUGCAGCCUCACUUCUACCGAGGGACCUCCGAAGACGGCGAUCGCCUGGGCGGCCGUGGAAAAUAUCCAGAAUACGGUCGUCCAGACCUCGAGAACCCUACAGGACUGCUACGGAGUCAAGAUUGGCGAGAAGGUCGCCGUCAGUCGACUGGAGGGUGCGCUGGAGGAGAUCGAGUCGGUCACGGUAGUCGACCGGACAGAUGCCGAGAAGCUGGCCAAGUAUGGCGACAUCCGCGACGAAGACCGGUCCCACUGGGCGUGGGCGUUGAAAAACCUUCAGCUUGCCCGAUGCGAAGUCCUUAGCACGGGUCUGGUCUUUGACUUGGAUCUCAUCGGUCAGCGCAGGAGCUUCCAAGUGGUCAGCAUUCGAACGCAGAACGCGGGCACUUCGCAGACCCUCUUCCAAUUUACAGAUGCCACCAAGGUCUCCAUCGGAGAAGAGACAGACGAAGGAGAGCCGCCAAAACAGCCCGACAUCCAUGUUCAGCCCGGCGGUCUGGGGGGACUGGCUCGUCAGAUUGGGGACAUCAACGAGAGUCUGGCCGACUUGAAUCUUGGCCAGCGAACGGUUAUCAUGCCGCCAUUCUACGAGCACCGCCGGGGCAUUCUUCUCUAUGGACCGAAGGGAACCGGCAAGACGGCUCUUCUGCAGCAGAUCGAAAAGGCCGGUUGGAGACAGAUAUUCCGGCUGGGCACCGCCACGCUGGGCAGGAGUCUCAGCGAGGGCGAGGCCAAGCUGCGCAAUACGUUCCAGGAAGCCGCUCGCGCGAAACCAAGCGUGAUCAUCAUCGACCAGUUGGAAGUUAUUGCGCCGAAACGGACGUCCCUUGAAUCUCAGUCGUUGGCAUCUGUUCUAUGCGAGAGCCUCGAUGCCAUUCGGACCGCGUCCAUUCUGGUGGUCGCUGCGGCGCGCCAUCCCAACAAUGUGGAUGAUGCCCUCCGGACCCCCCAUCGCCUGGCGACGGAGAUUGAACUGCAGAUUCCCACCGCUCAGGACAGAGCCGAGAUCCUGCGUGCCAUUCGCGGGCCGGCUUUUGUAGGAUUGAGUGAUGAAACCAUUGAAUUUCUAGCCGAAAAAACUCACGGAUACGUUGGAGCGGAUCUAUUUGCACUUCUCCAAACGAUCUGCCGCAAGGCACGACAGCGACAAUUGUUGGACACGCGAUCUAUCGCGCUCCCCUCAAUCGAGGCUUCUGAUCAGACAGACAAUAUGGAUGGGGUGGCUGAUUCGCUGGAGAUCCAGGAAAAGGACAUCUUGAUGUCCCUACAAGAAGUUCGCCCGACCGCUAUGCGGGAGGUCUUUUUGGAAACACCCAAAGUGCGAUGGUCAGAUAUUGGCGGGCAGCACGAGAUCAAAAGACGCCUUCAGAAAGCCGUCGAAAGACCGCUCAAGCACCCCGAACGGAUGCGUCGGCUCAACGUGAAGAGCAAAAAGGGCGUCCUUCUCUAUGGACCGCCUGGCUGUUCCAAGACCAUGACCGUCAAAGCAUUGGCCACCGAGGCUGGCUUGAACUUUCUGGCCGUCAAGGGAGCGGAAAUCCUCAGCAUGUAUGUCGGAGAGUCUGAGAGAUCAUUGCGUGAGAUCUUCCGAAAAGCCCGAGCCGCACGUCCGAGCAUCAUCUUCUUCGACGAGAUCGAUGCCAUUGCUUCGAAGCGUAGCAGUACUUCCCAGGGGGGGUAA
Messenger RNA from Penicillium riverlandense, 1809 nucleotides. RefSeq lists its product as uncharacterized. The coding region runs from base 1 to 1809 and encodes 602 amino acids. The transcript is spliced from 2 exons. Gene Ontology annotation, molecular function: ATP hydrolysis activity; ATP binding. Gene Ontology annotation, cellular component: cytoplasm. The record is from RefSeq and is a predicted model, not a curated record. Lineage: Eukaryota; Fungi; Ascomycota; Eurotiomycetes; Eurotiales; Aspergillaceae.